Molecule: messenger RNA, 2103 nt
Organism: Musa acuminata AAA Group (dessert banana)
Lineage: Eukaryota; Viridiplantae; Streptophyta; Magnoliopsida; Zingiberales; Musaceae
Product: probable methyltransferase At1g29790
Exons: 1
Coding region: 681-1994 (437 amino acids)
Molecular function (GO): S-adenosylmethionine-dependent methyltransferase activity
Source: RefSeq, a predicted model, not a curated record
AACAAAUAGUACGUAGGUCAGAGCCUUUUCCUUCCCCAGUAGUGCCCUCCGCCCACCUCCGAGCCGGAUUUGGCGUCUCCUCCGAGACGCGAAUCAGGAAAGAGCUCGUUUCCAUUGGCUACAGAGGCUUGCUCGGCCAAUGGGACGGCAACCUUCGCUGAUCGAUGGCUCGGACGACACAGAUGAGCCACACAGUAGACACCCGCGAGAACAGAGCGAGCUUGGCCGUCAGUCGUCGCUCACCGACCCGCCUCGAACGGGGCAACCGCCGCGGUGCGGUGUGCGAGGAGGGGGAGAAGGAAUAGAAAAUGGGGAUGCGGGCGUCUUAGACCCGCCUCUGCCGCCCCAUUGCUUCCGUCUCAAACAGCUGGCCCUGGGAAAAAGGCGAAGUAGAGGGAAAGCCGCGGCAUGGGAAGCUUCACGCUCAUCCUUCUCCUACACCUAUUGAGCUCGAGUCAGUAACCAUGUGCUCGACGCCACCGUCCCUAUAAGAUCUCGUCCUCCCCCUCUUCCUUCCUUGGAACCAACCAAUGCGUGCUCUCUCCCUCUCCUGAUCGAGAAUUUCUUGAGCUGUUCAUCUGUUCUUGUUCUUUGGGACGAUGUGUAGGUAGAGAUAAGAUAUCGGUCUGAUAGCAGACUUUGUUUGCAUCUUCUUCCAUCUUCGGCACCGAGAGGAGGAGAUGGGUAGCAUGGAUGACUACCCGAGGAAGCCGAGCCAGAGCCAGAGUCCGACGCGGUCGAAGCUCAAGAUCCUGCUGGUGCUGGUGUUGACCAACCUCCUCUCCAUCUACUUGUUCUCCGGCUCCUCCGGCCGCAUCAAUUGGCUGCCGCCGGCUACCCACCUCUGGGACUCCGGCGCGCUGCUCCGCGAGCUGAACGAGACCCAGGGUCUGCUCUCGGCCAGCCAGGCCGAGGUAAUGCUGCUCAGCAGGCGGCUGUCCACCACCAACACCCUGCUCGAGACCCUCCUCACCGACGUCGGCAAGGCCCGGCGCGACGAGGCGGCGGAACAGGACCUGGAGGGGUGGGCGCACCAGCUCACUGGGGAGCUCAAGCUGGCGGUGGGGCCGCACAAGCUACCCCUAGGCUAUACCCCCAACCUCGGCUCCGACGAGCUCUACCCGACGCUCGGCACGGCUUGCCGACGCUACCAGGAGGAGCUGACCCAGUACAUGAGCUACGAGGUGGGCGGGGAGUGCCCGUCCGACGAGGCAUUCGCGCAGCGGCUGAUGCUGAAGGGGUGCGAGCCGCUCCCCCGACGCCGGUGCCACCCGAAGUCCCCGGUGGGCUACGUCGAGCCCACUCCGUUCCCGGAGAGCCUCUGGUCCAUCCCGCCCGACGCCAGCAUCACCUGGGACGCGUACACCUGCAAGAACUACGCGUGCUUGGUCCACCGCAAGAUGGAGAAGGGGACCUACGACUGCAAGGACUGCUUCGACCUGAGCGGGCGGGAGAAGGACCGGUGGCUGUACGACAACGGGGAGCUGGACUACGGGAUCGACGAGGUCCUGGAGGCGAAGCACGGCAGCGUCCGCAUCGGGCUCGACAUCGGCGGCGGCACGGGGUCGUUCGCGGCCAGGAUGAGGGAGCGCAACGUGACCAUCGUGACGAGCUCCAUGAACUUCGACGGGCCCUUCAACAACUUCAUCGCCUCGCGGGGGCUGCUGCCGCUGCACAUCAGCGUCGCCCAUCGCCUUCCCUUCUUCGACAACACCCUCGACAUCGUCCACUCCAUGCACGUCCUCAGCAACUGGAUCCCGGACUCCAUGCUGGAGUUCGCGCUCUUCGACAUCCACCGGGUGCUGCGCCCCGGCGGUCUCUUCUGGCUCGACCACUUCUUCUGCCUCGGCACGCAGCUCAACGCCACCUACGUGCCCAUGUUCCAACGCAUCGGCUUCAAGAAGCUCCGAUGGAGCGCCGGCCGCAAGCUGGACCGCGGUCUCGAUAAGAACGAGUGGUACCUCUCUGCUCUGCUGGAGAAGCCCACGACAUAGACCAGAGUCGACGAGCUGAUGCCACAGUGCUACCAUGUGUUGCUUUCGACUGACAUCCUUCAUCUUGUUCUUGCAUUGCUCCUCUUCAUACAUACAUUACGUCUUCCUU